AUGAGAGCAACUCAAGAUAAAUACGAACACGUCAGAGGUGAAUAAGCAUAAGCUCCAAUCAACGAAAUUAGAGUCGCUGCCAAAGGACUUGAUGGCUCAUACAUCAAAAGAGCUAUUGAAUUGUUGGUUGGCACAUAAGAGAUCCCAAAAUAAGACUCUGUUGUGAUUAAAGGAAUUGAUAAUGCCAUUCCUAAGGUAUUGGUUAUUAGUGAAAUUGUAAGAAGAAGAGUAGCUGGAUUAUCACAAAUUAAUUAAAUUGGAAAUACUUAAAUUGUGGACAAAUAUGUACCAACUGAAGAAGGAUUAGUUGAAGUCAAUAUUACUAAAUAAUUGUCUAUUUUGACCGUUAAAUUGACCACAAAGCCAACUGAAGAAGAAAAAAAGUCUGUUGGAUAUUAAGAACCACUCCCUGAAUCUGAAGUUGUUCCAUAAAAAUAAAGAUAAUAAGGAGAAAAAAGAGAAAGAAACACAAGAUAAAAUAGAGGUGCUCCAAGAGGUGAAAACAGAGGUCAAGAUAGAAGAGAUAAUAGAGACAAUAGAGAUAACAGAGACAACAGAGAUAACAGAGACAACAGAGACAGAAGAGAUAACAGAGACAACAGAGACAAUAGAGAAAAUAGAGAAAGAAGAGACAAUAGAGACAAUAGAGACAAUAGAGAUAACAGAGACAACAGAGAUAGAAGAGACAAUAGAGAAAACAGAGACAACAGAGAACAAAGAGACAAUAGAGAAAACAGAGAUAACAGAGAACACAGAGACAACAGAGAUAACAGAGAUAAUAGAGACAGAAGGGAUAACAGAGAUAACAGAGACAACAAUAGAUAAAACAAUACAAGAAAUACCAAUGCAAGAGAAUAAGAAAAGAAAUAAUGAGAUAUAAAAAAUCUGUUUAAGAAAUACAAUAAAAUUUUAAAAUAUUCCCAAAUUUA
Molecule: messenger RNA, 929 nt
Organism: Paramecium tetraurelia
Lineage: Eukaryota; Ciliophora; Oligohymenophorea; Peniculida; Parameciidae
Exons: 3
Molecular function (GO): RNA binding
Source: RefSeq, a predicted model, not a curated record